AUGGCUGCCGAACCGUCAGAAGAAGCCAUCGCGAACUUCGUGAGCUUCACAAGUACAUCGCGCGAACACGCGUUAGCGUUUCUAAAAGCCAACGACCUCAACUCGAAUAAAGCGAUCAACGCAUACUUUGAAGAUCCAACUCCGCCUAAGAUAGAGGUGAUUCUUCAACACUCUCGGGACGAUCACAGACAUUAA
Messenger RNA from Aspergillus clavatus NRRL 1, 195 nucleotides. Its product is annotated as ubiquitin-associated-like domain-containing protein. NCBI's taxonomy places the organism in Eukaryota, Fungi, Ascomycota, Eurotiomycetes, Eurotiales, Aspergillaceae. Gene Ontology annotation, molecular function: protein binding. Bases 1 to 195 code for a protein of 64 amino acids. The record is from RefSeq and is a predicted model, not a curated record. The transcript is spliced from 2 exons.